AUGGCGGAAGGGGCGUCGCCGCCGUUACCGGAAGCGGGCGGCACGGUUCCUUCCCGGCCCAGCAUGGCGGAGGCGCCGGGCGAAGGCCCGCGGCUGCCGGAGCUGCUGGAGACGGGCUGGCGGCUGCUGGAGGAGGUGGAGGCCAGCACCGAGCCGUCCUCCGGAGCCCCGUCCGUGCAGGCCAAGGUGCGGCGGGGGCUGGGCGCGCUGCAGCAGGCGGCCGCCAUGGUGGAGGAGCUGCAGCUGUUCAGCGAGAACGAGGAGCUGGAGGAGAUCGCCUCGGCCGACCUGAAGUACCUGCUGGUGCCCGCGCUGCUGGGUGCGCUGACGCUGCGGCAGGUGGAGCCGAGCCGGCGGCGGGAGCACCUGGAGAGCGCCCGGAGGCACCUGUGCCGCUUCCUGGAGCUGUGCCGCUCCUACGGGCUGAGCGGAGCCCCGCCGCCCCCAGCCGCCCCUCGGGAGGACGGCGAGCCCGGCAGCGCCGCGCAGAGCAGCCUGCUGGCCAUGGCCUCCAGCCGGCAGGCCAAGAUCGAGAGAUAUAAGCAGAAAAAGGAACUGGAGAACAAGUUGGCCUCUCUGAGAACCUUUGUGGAGAGUGGGCAGGCAGAUGAGGAGCAAAUACGGGAGCUGUAUCUACUGCAGGCCCGGAAAUGGGUCAACAUCAGCUUUGAGGAAAUUGAGAGCAUCGACCAGGAAAUGGUCAUCUUGAAGAGCAGGGAUACAAUGAAGCAGUCCUCAGCACCGCCACAUGGUCCUUCUCGGCAAGUCAGGACUCCACUGAAACCUUUCAUUCUUACCCGGGAUGCAGUUCAGGCUAAAGUGUUUGGUGCUGGAUAUCCUGGCCUGCCAACUAUGACUGUAAACGACUGGUAUGAUCAGAAGAGAAGGGAAGAAGCAGCACGUGGUCAGACUGCACCUCAGAGGCCACCAACAGACACAAAUGACGAAGAGUCGCAGAAGGAGCAGCAGGAGAAAACAAAGGAGGAGGAUGAUGAGGAAGCUCUUCAAAAAGCUCGGGACUGGGAUGACUGGAAAGAUACACACCCAAGAGGCUAUGGCAACCGGCAGAACAUGGGCUGAUGCUCCAGCAGCAGAGAGAGCAGGGCCUGGAAAUCCUGUAAGAGUUGCCUAUGUCUCGCAGGCGUAGGAAUAAAUGCACUGUACAUAUGCAGAGGUAUCCUUGGCUUCUCUGCGAGUCACUGGAAUCAGAGGAGUGAGCGUGACAAUUUGCUUUGGUUUACAUGAAACGUCAGGCUGACAGCGUGCUUGUCCUGUGCAGUGACAGCGGGGGCUCCUGGCAGCGGGCGCUGUGAUGGGUCAGGCUGCCUCUGCCCUCCCAGUCAGAGGAAGUCCUUGAAAGAAAAGUACCUGAGUUUGGAAACCGCUCUUUGUAUUGUUGGUGGAUGUAUUUAUUUUUUCCUCUAUAUUUUAAACAAAAUAAAAUCUCUUGUGUUGCCUA
Molecule: messenger RNA, 1459 nt
Organism: Lagopus leucura (white-tailed ptarmigan)
Lineage: Eukaryota; Metazoa; Chordata; Aves; Galliformes; Phasianidae
Gene: IGBP1
Product: immunoglobulin binding protein 1
Biological process (GO): regulation of dephosphorylation; regulation of signal transduction
Cellular component (GO): cytosol
Molecular function (GO): protein phosphatase 2A binding
Source: RefSeq, a predicted model, not a curated record